AUGAUAUUCUCUAUCAGUCUUCUUCUUGGCAAGACGGGUGAGUUCCAGCUGUCCCAAGCUCGCCAAGAAGAUUUCUACCAGGUCGCCAUCUCACGAUACUUGCCGCACAUGUUCUCGCUGCCGGAUCGUGUCCUCCACAUCCAGGCCUACCUGCUCCUAGCUAUGCAUGCGCUGUACUCGCCCUCCACAGAGAGGCUCGUCUCGAUCACGUCAACGGCGAUGCGUUACUGCGUCAUGGCGCAACUGCAUCUGGCAGACGCGGAACCAAGAGCGGCCGACGUUGCGGCGAAGGUCGGAAUUCAGCUAAGACGACGAGUGUUCUGGUCCGCUUAUGCUCUCGAUCGGGCUGUCAGCACCAUGUUCCAUCUGCCAUUCUGCAUUCCUGACUACCAGAUCACAACCAAGAUGUAUGCAAAUGUCGACGAUGCCGACUUGUACCGGCGUUGUGAGGCGGCCUUUCCGGACGACCCGCACAGCCAGCCCUCCUACACAAACAUCUCUGCAGCACUACACAUCGUAUACUGCAGGCAGAUCCAGUCGGAAAUACUCAACACCACUCUGCAUCGAGACUUUGAGAAGGACUUCGACCGUCUGCCUAGCUGGCGCCGCCACAUCCUAGAGAAGUUGGACAGGUGGAAGUCUCUCUGCCACCGAUACACAGAAGACGGAGCGAGGCUGUCGCUGGUGCACGAGGAGUGGUUACAUAUCGUAUACAACUACAGCCUUCUCAUGCUCUACCAGCCAAACAGGCAGACAGCCGGUGGUCCUGCGGGAGACUGGACAGUCAAAGCAUGUGUGCAAACCAUUUUGAUCUUUCGCAAGUUUCAAAGAGAAUCAGCGAUCAGCGAAGCUUGGAUGGGCUUGAUAGCCCAGUUCAAAAGUGGCGUUGCCCUACUCUAUUGCUUCUGGGCGACACAGGGCCUAUCACGGUCAGCAGCCUUUGACCCAUCUGAGGUGUCGGAAGCAGUCCGGUGCUGCAGUAUAGUACUGUCUCUCCUUGCAGAGAGAUGGCACUCUACCAAGGUGCUCAGAGACGCGUUUGACAUCCUGGCACGCGAAGUACCCCUCGUCAACUUCGUGGCGAGUCCGAGUCUGCGGCCAAAGAGGAUACGGCCCGAGUCCUCCCAGAAGCUACUCUCUUUGCUAUCAGAGAUCGAGGCUAUCGUCGUGCAUCGCGAUACACUUCGGAUGAUUAGAGAGAUGGCCACUGAGGCAUUUCCAGUCAGCCACCACCAGCAAGCCAGCACACUGCAGUUAACCCAAGAUGCGAUCAAUAAUGAUCCGUCCAACCAGAUUUUGGAGAGCGACGAGUCUCCGAUGGGCACUGCAAUCACUGGCGAUCUGUUUCAGCCAGUCACUCCACACUUCUUCACCCUCGACACUUCAAACCUCGAGCCUGACGAUUUUGAUUACGCAGCGCUGGGAUUCCCGGGCCUCUUCGACCCAACGAUAUGA
This is a messenger RNA of Thyridium curvatum, 1455 nucleotides long. RefSeq lists its product as uncharacterized. Gene Ontology annotation, molecular function: sequence-specific DNA binding; zinc ion binding; DNA-binding transcription factor activity, RNA polymerase II-specific. Gene Ontology annotation, biological process: positive regulation of transcription by RNA polymerase II; DNA-templated transcription. Bases 1 to 1455 code for a protein of 484 amino acids. The record is from RefSeq and is a predicted model, not a curated record. The transcript has a single exon. Lineage: Eukaryota; Fungi; Ascomycota; Sordariomycetes; Thyridiales; Thyridiaceae.